Molecule: messenger RNA, 5210 nt
Organism: Corythoichthys intestinalis (scribbled pipefish)
Lineage: Eukaryota; Metazoa; Chordata; Actinopteri; Syngnathiformes; Syngnathidae
Product: solute carrier family 46 member 3
Exons: 6
Coding region: 137-1582 (481 amino acids)
Biological process (GO): vacuolar transmembrane transport
Cellular component (GO): lysosomal membrane
Molecular function (GO): transmembrane transporter activity
Source: RefSeq, a predicted model, not a curated record
GGCGGGGCUUCGAUGUUUCACAACACGACCGUCUCUGACCGUCAGCGAUAAAGGAUAAACCGGUUUCUUUCACCGUGAAAAUCGUAGGAGCAAAAUGCUUAUGACUGUGAAUUCGAAGGACAACUGAAUCCAGCCCAUGAUGAAGGGUCUUUACCUGGUGGAGCCCGUGGUGGCCUUGUACGCCUUUUCGUCGUACUUGACGUAUCCGUUGGUGCAGCAGUACGUGUACCGGCGUCUGUGGCAGCAGCUGACCAACAGCACUUACCCCAUCUCAGACAUGUCCACAUGUGCCGCCGCUAACUCCAGUGAUCCCCAGAACCACACCUACUACUUCCAGAAAGUGCAGGAGCAGGCCUCGCUGUUCUCGCUGUACACUCAGAUUCUUUCAGUGGCGCCCUCUUUGCUGGUCACCCUCCUGCUGGUGGCGUAUAGCGACCGCGCUGGGCGUAAGGUGGCCAUUGUCCUGCCGCUGGUUGGCACGCUGCUGUACACACUGUCCCUUCUGCUGGUGUCCUACCUGCAGCUCAACAUCUACCUGCUGGUGGGUGCCUCACUCUUGUUCUCCCUUUUCGGGGGCCUGGGCACCUUCCUAGGAGGGUGCUUCGCGUAUGUUGCCGACCUUAGCGGCGGCAGUGGGCGGAAGAUGACACUACGCAUCGCCGGGUUGGAUAUGAUGAUCGGGCUGCUGUCGGGCGUGGCUGCACUGUCCACAGGCUACUUUCUGAGGGCAACGGGUUUCAAUGGGCCCUUCCUGACCUCGGCCGCCUGCCAGGUCCUGGUGUUGCUCUACGCAAUCUUCUUCCUGGAGGAGACGGUGACACGACCAGCUGAUGCUGAGCCGGACCGGUGCUUGGCAGUGCGGAAGAUGUUCUCCGCCAUCUACGGGAUGUUCGCCCAUGCUGGUGCCGAGCGGCGUAUGCUACUGGCGCUCCUGUUGUUGAUCUUCACCAGCUUGUCCUUCACCUAUGUGGGAAGCUUCUCCUUGUUGACUCUAUACGAGCUAAAUGAGCCGCUGUGCUGGACCGAGAUUCUCAUCGGCUAUGGCGCCGCGCUCUCCAGCAGUAUCUUCCUGUUCAGCUUUUUGGGCGUAGCUGCAUUGACUUACUGUGGCGCCCCUCAGCUGCUCACCGUGCUAGUGGGCAUCCUCUCCUUGGCCACCGGUAUGAUCAUAGUGGCCUUUUCCAAAACCACGCUGAUGAUGUUUCUAGCGAGAGUUCCAAUGUUCCUGUCCAUCAUGCCGUUUGCUGUGCUGCGAUCAAUGAUGUCAAAAAUCAUCUCCAAGUCAGAACAGGGUGCCCUGUUCGCCUUGCUUUCCUUCACGGAUGUCCUGACGGCUAACGUGUCGGUGGCCGUAUUCAAUACCUUGUACGCCACCACGGUGUCCUGGUACCCCGGUUUAGCCUUUCUGCUGGGUGCCGGGCUCUGCGCAAUACCGACCAUAUUUUUGGGAGUGGUGUACGCGAUGGGAGCGGACUUGGCCAAUGAUGACACGGAGAUAGCAAACGAGGAGGAAGGGGAACGUGGUGAAACGGACAAAGACACACCUGAAAACAGCGACGACCGCGAACCGCUGCUAAGCUGAAAAACCCCAACCUUGAACUUAAGUUUCUCCUCAUGUACCCGCAUUUGACCAAAAACAGGUUGUCUUCCAUUUUACAUGAAGCACCACAUGUACAGUAGGAUCCUGCAUGCUCUUGUCGUGCUCCCUCAGCGAAACUCGGGAGAACAAUUGCUUUAAAUGACAAUGAAAUGUCAAAUAUUAAUGCAAAUGUGGGUCAGGUUCAAUGCAGUGUGCUGUGUGCCAACAUAUCAUGGCUUUUAAAAACAAAUUAAAUGGAUUGUAAUAUUUUUCUCUGCUACUACGAGACGGCGCACUCGUAUUGUGCAAUAUGUCAAGUGUUCUGUUCAUACCAAGUGUGUAGGUUUGGUCUGUUGGUAGCGACGAAAUAACAGCAUAACCUGCAUGUACACUUUUUGCUGGGGACGGGACUUUAAUGAGACCAAACUGAUUGGGUGAAGGAGGGUCAGGGUUCUAUUUCUCACCGAUAUGAACCUAAUUAAUUCAUAGGCUAAAUGAUCAUUGCAAAAUAAAUCUGUAUUGACUUGUAUUAACUUUCAUGUGUAUUGGGUUCAGGCGAUACAACAACAACAAGAAACAUUUUGAAGUGCAAGUCCCUUCAUUAAAAAAACGGGGGAGCUUUCCAAGACUGGGUCCACUUUUAGGGGACAAUGGAGUACACCUAGACUCGAGUAUUGUAAUAUUAAGGUAAUUCGGGAAAAAGUGAUGAAAAAAAUUUGAGAGAUCCAAGGACCGAUCUACAUCUGAGGCAUACUGGACUAACUCGACUUGAACCAAAGUACAGUAUCUCAUGAAAUUCUGAUGUGUGAUUUCAUUUCACAGAUUUCUUUUUAUGUCACUUCAUGUUCAUGGUCAUGUCAGUGUCUCCGUGAAGUUGACACACUCUUUGAUAGCGACCCGUUUUUUUUGUUUGUUUGUUUUUUUGUUGUUUUUUUGUUUUUUAAUAUAAGGACUUGCACUCUGAAGUAGGGCUGCAGCUUUCGAUAAUUUUAUUAGUCGAUUAAUCGAUGAACCAUUAGUUCGAAUAAUCAAGUUAUCAGAUAAGGUACAUUAAAAAUUAAAUUACCUGAGCUGAGCCUCAAACGGUAUAAUAAAUAAAAAAUGACUAUAUAUGUACAACAAAAGAACAAUUGGCUAACUUACAUAGCAAAAUUCUGCUAGUUAAACUUUUUUACAAUGCUCUUAACAAAUGGUUCAGACACUUAUUUCCACAAUAAUAGGCUAAAUAUACCUAUAAACUAAGUUACGAAUGCAUUAAAAAAAAAAAAAAAAAAGCUCAAACAAAAACUUAGCUUAUGUUGGUCUUAACAGGGAGCACCUGGAUUCAGCCAUGUGAAAUGAGGCAGACUAGAAGGCAGUGUAUCAAUAAAACUAAAUGCAAACACUUUCAAAAUAACCCUUUUUACCGCCACUUAAACGAAUACUCGAAGCAGCAAAAUUUAAUUUGAAUCUUUUUCUCUAAUAGAAUACUCAAGUUAAUCGAUUAAUCGUUGCAGCACUACUCUGAAGCCACCGCGUUUCAUUACCGUAAUGCACAUAAUGUAAACAAUGAUCCAAAAGACAGCCGGCUAUCUUGAAUUUCCUGUUCCUUGAGGAGGCUGGCCUGACCGCAGAAGUUUUGCAGGUUAGCAAGUUCACAAAGUUUAAUGUUAUGUUAACUCUGAUGCAGGUCAGACUUUCAGUAGCAGAAUUUGUGGUGUUUCCCCCACCUCCACAACUUUGACGUCUUUUACAGUACUUACAGUGGCUGCUGCUGGCCGAAAAAAAUCUAAUAUCCCUCCUCUUUAAAGGGGGCGGAGGAGGCGCCAUGUUGUCGACAUGAAUCUAUCCGUGCUGUGUGAGUGUGCAUCUGUGUAGCGGGAAGGGGGAUGAAGUCAUCAGCUAAUCAAACGUGCGUUUGAGGGGGGAAAUGUGGACCGGCAGAUUUAGCAUGUGAAAAGGGCUAAAUGUAAUUCCGAACAUAAUGAAAAUAAUUCACUUGAAAAUGUUAGGGUCUAUGUCUUCCCAUAUGUUGUAAGGAUAGAAAUCUAAAUCUAAAUUACAUAUAUAACUGAAGUGACUCUAUAAUGUAAAUAAGGUUGCUUCAAAGUUGGUGGGGACAAUUUGAGGAUUCUGAAAAGUUGCUAGUGUUAUGUCCCAACCGUCCCUAUGCAAACCUACGCCCUUGCUUCAUACACACUGUAACCCAGUUUUAAACUCUAUCAAAUUUCCCUAAUAUAAAUGGUUAACUUACCUUCAACCCUAACCUUGAAUUGAACCAACUCUAUUUGAAACACUCUCAGGAAGUUAGCUUCAAACCCAAACCCGGUCUUGAAUACCUUUUCUGAAACUCUAACCUAGACUUUGGAAGCAUAUAUUACGUCUACACUCUGUAAGUACCAAGUUUAUUCUUGAUAGGGUUAGAUCUUGAUAUUUUGCAGGCAAUUUCAGUUCUUCAUUAAAUUUCUGGUAAUGUUCAAAUCCAUUCAUACAACUGCAGAUGAAGGAGGCGGCUAUCAUAGAAAACCAAAAGAAAAAUAAGCUAAACUUAAAAGGAAAAAAACGCUGACUUUGUGCUAACAUGCCUGUAAUCUUUGCUCUAUUUGAUGGCGAACAUUGAACACUUUAUCAGAUGUCCAGUACAAAGAUGUAUACAAAAGUCCUAACAGUACAAAUAGCGAGUUUAUUAUGUUUGUUUUACCAGAAGCGCUUUGUCCAGAAGCGAUACAAGAAUCACAUUCAAAAGUACCUUGAAUCAAGAUACAAGCUAGGAAUGAAGUCUGAACCAGUCAAAGACCAUGUCAAUUUCAAUCAUGAAGCAGUCAAGAAACAGUCAAGAACUUGCAGAAACCAUAUCAAGUACCAGUCGGAAGCAGCCAGGAAACAAUGGAAAACCACAAAAAGACCCUGUCUAGAACUGCAUCAGAACCAUUCUAAAACCAAAUUUAAAAAAAACUCAGAACUGCAAAUAUGGAGUCAGUCUUGGCUUGUCACUUGUUUGUUCGUGAAGUUGUUGUGUUCUUAUUCAUCUUUGGUUUUGUUUCUUAAGUCAAAACAACUUUCUCUUUUAUCCCAGAUGCAUAGGUACUGUAUUUUAAUUAUCAGGAACCACAGCUUUCUGUGUCAUCCAGUAAGGCAACCUCCAUUUCUUUGCGUAAAUCCUCUACUCCAUUAUCCUGAUUUACUGGUACUCCCUCUUCCUCCCUGAACUCAUCCUCCGGUGUUUGACUGGUUUCUACCAGCUGAGCCAAGGAAUUGGAAAAGAAGGGUGAGAGAGAGAAGGGCACCUUCGGGGAGAAAGAUGGUGACUGAUAGGGGGAAGCAGAGAGUGUGAAGGGAGCUCUUGGUGAAAGAGAUGGGUAUUGAUAUUGCGAGGGUGGUGGUGGUGAAGCUGUGGGGGGGUUAUGGGAGCAAGGAGACAAUUUAGGGGGAAGAGGCGGAGCUGAAUCAUCUGGACCAGGAGAUACCGAAGAUGUGAUGGCUGAGGAUGGCUUCAUGUAGUCCAGGUCAUCAGAUGUAUGCUCCAUCAGUGAUGGGAGUUGGGCUUUUACUUCCUCCUCCAUUACAGAUGAGGGGUGUGAUGACUGGGAGUCCUUGGAUGCGGGUGUAGUCUUCUUCCAGGCUUUACACCUUCUACUAGUCUUGGGCAUAA